AUGGUGCUCUUGGAGGCCUUGCUUCUGGCACUCUUUUCCCAAAAAAGGUGCCAGACACAGAUUCUCAAAUGUAGUGUGCAGGAGCCCCAAUUGCCACUGCAUGCCUAUCAGUCAGGAGACAUCCUUAUCGGCAGCAUCAAUUUUCAUGGUUUCUUCAGAUCCAGAUCAAUAACCUUCAUUGAAGAACCCCCACCAGACUCACUCAAGGAACUCAUCAUGAUCCCAAAGAAUUACCAGCAUCUCCUGGCCUUGGCAUUUGCAGUAAAGGAGAUCAACGAGAGCCCUCACAUACUGCCCAAUUGCACUUUGGGCUUCCGUGUCUAUGACAGCUAUGACAGUGCAAGGAGAACCUGUCAGGCCACCCUGCAACUUCUGUCAGUUCAGGAGAGGUUGGCUCCCAACUAUUCAUGCAGCAUCCAUAAAAAUCUAAUAGCAGUCAUUGGGGCACUGGACUCCGAAGUCUCUCUCAAUAUGGCAAAUAUCUUGGAUAUAUACAAGAUUCCACAGCUCAUCUAUGGUGUGGCUCCAGUCAUGAAUGACAAGACCCCAGGACUUCCCUUCUAUCAGAUGGUUCCUCAUGAAACCUGGCAGUAUGAGGGGAUUCUCUCUUUGCUCCUGCAUUUCAACUGGAUGUGGAUUGGACUUGUUUCUAUAGAUAAUGACAAUGGAGAAAGAUUCUUGCACACUGUCUUUCCAAUGUUUUCCAAAAGAAGGGUCUGUUUUGCAUUCAUAGAAAAAAUCCCCCCACACACCUACAUCACUAAAAUUAAUGACAUUUUAGAAAAGGGGGCAAAAAUAUAUGAUAAACUAGUGGACAGCAAAGCCAAUGUAGUGGUGACCCAUGGAGAAUCAUAUUCCUUUGCAUUAUUUAGAUGGCUAUCAUAUAUAUCAGAAGUGAACAGGAGAAGCAAACUGAAAGGCAAAGUAUGGAUAAUCUCAGCCCACAUGGAGAUCAAUGCAUUUGUCUAUCAAAGGAAUUGGGAGACAGAAAUGUUCCAUGGUGCUCUGACAUUGAGGAUUCACUCCAGUGACCUACCAGGGUUCAAAUCAUUUGAAGAAAGCAGAAAUCCAGCAAGCACAAAAGGAGAUGAUUUUCUCAGAAUCUUUUGGCAACAAGCUUUUGGCUGCGUUUUCCCAAAUACAGUAGCAGAGGAAGAGGAAGAGGAGUUCUGCAAUGGGAAGGAAAGGCUUGAGAGCCUUCCUGGAUUUUUCUUUGAGAUGAGCAUGACCGGCCACAGCUACAGCAUCUACAAUGCAGUUUAUGUUGUGGCUCAUUCUAUGCAUGCCAUGUCCUCAUCUGAAGUCAAACACAGGGCAGUGCUGAAGAGGAAGGAACAGAAGUUCAGAAAUUAUAAGCAGCAGCAGCUCCAUCAGUUUCUCAGAGUUGUCUCAUUUAAUAACAGCGCUCACAACAAGGUUUCCUUCAAUGAGAAAGGGGAGGUGGUAGCUGGAUUUGAUGUUAUCAACUGGAAGUUUUUUGCCAAUGAAUCCUUUCUCCGUGUGAAAGUUGGAAUGAUCAAUCUUCAGGCUUCUACAGGCCCAACACUUGCCAUUGAUGUGGAGGCCAUCACAUGGCACCACUGGUUUAAUCAGACAAAACCACUUUCUGUAUGCACUGAGAGUUGCCGACCAGGCUCUAGCAAGAAAGUGAAAGAGGGGGAGCCAUAUUGCUGCUAUGAUUGCAUCCCAUGUCCAGCUGGGAAGAUUUCAAGCCAGGAAGACAUGAAUGAUUGCAAUUCAUGUUCAGAUAAAGAGUAUCCAAGCAAGAAUCAGGAUUUCUGUCUUCCGAAGACCACAACCUUCUUGUCCUAUGAAGAAGCUUUGGGGCUCACUUUAGCCCUUCUUGCUCAUGGUUUUGCUUUCAUCACAGCUCUGGUGCUGGGUAUCUUCAUUAGGAACCACAGGACUCCCAUAGUCAAAGCCAACAACCAGACACUCACCUACACUCUGCUCAGCUCCCUUCUGCUCUGCUUCCUCUGUACUUUGCUCUUCAUUGGUGAGCCUCAGGAUGUCACCUGUAUCCUCCAACAAGCUGCCUUCGCCAUCAUCUUCUCAGUGGCUGUUUCUUCUGUGCUGGCAAAAACCCUCUUGGUUGUUCUGGCUUUCAUGACUACUCAGCCAGGAUCCAGGAUGAGGAAAUGGUUGGGAAAGGAGGAGGCUGGUGUCUUUGUUCUUUCCUGCUCCCUCAUCCAAGCAGGCAUUUGCAGUUUGUGGCUGGGAACUUCACCGCCUUUCCCAGAUGUUGACAUGUUCUCCAUGGCUGAAGAACUCAUACUGGAAUGUAACGAGGGCUCUGUGACUAUGUUUUACUGUGCCUUGGGCUACAUGGGCCUUCUUGCAACCAUCAGUUUUAUGGUGGCCUUCCUGUCCAGGAAGCUGCCUGGCAAUUUCAAUGAAGCCAAGUUCAUCACUUUCAGCAUGCUGGUCUUCUGCAGUGUUUGGCUCUCUUUUGUUCCAACUUACCUGAGUACCAAGGGGAAAUCCAUGGUGGCUGUGGAGAUCUUCUCCAUCUUAGCUUCAAGUGCAGGAUUGCUGUGUUGCCUCUUUUUCCCCAAAUGCUACGUUAUUCUGCUGAGACCUGAUCUGAACAGCAGGGGACAGCUAAUUACCAGACAACACUGA
Molecule: messenger RNA, 2622 nt
Organism: Varanus komodoensis (Komodo dragon)
Lineage: Eukaryota; Metazoa; Chordata; Lepidosauria; Squamata; Varanidae
Product: vomeronasal type-2 receptor 26-like
Exons: 6
Coding region: 1-2622 (873 amino acids)
Biological process (GO): G protein-coupled receptor signaling pathway
Cellular component (GO): membrane
Molecular function (GO): G protein-coupled receptor activity
Source: RefSeq, a predicted model, not a curated record